Aspergillus wentii DTO 134E9 is the source of this 2267-nucleotide messenger RNA. RefSeq names its product RanGTP-binding protein. Gene Ontology annotation, molecular function: GTPase regulator activity. Gene Ontology annotation, cellular component: cytoplasm; nucleus. The coding region runs from base 64 to 2067 and encodes 667 amino acids. The record is from RefSeq and is a predicted model, not a curated record. Lineage: Eukaryota; Fungi; Ascomycota; Eurotiomycetes; Eurotiales; Aspergillaceae. The transcript is spliced from 6 exons.
GUCGUUUGGACCAGCUUCAAAUAAUUACGAAAGAAGGCAGAAGAGCCUUCUUCCAAUACCAAAAUGGAUGCAUUCCUGACCAGACUCACCCAGCAGGCGACGAAUUAUGCCAUUCGCUAUGGAAUUUCUAUCACGGCCGGUUAUGCGUUCCGUCAGUCAUCCCGCCUGCUCAAAAAUGUUGAUAGGAGCGAAGAGCGCGAUGAGUUGCUUUCAUUGCAACAGCGUCUGGAAAGCAAAAUUCAGGUCAUUUCGCCUGCCAUUGAUAUGAUUGAGUUGAUUGCUGCACGAGGCAACACAUCUCUGGAAUCUGCUGUCUCCCUUACACAAAGUCUCCGACUGGAUAUCCAAGCCUUGGGUCAACGAUUGGCAAAGGCCGCUGCCUCUGAGGAACUGAUUCGAAAGGGUGCGAAGUCAUCCAAGGACCGAUCUCAAAAUGACGCUGAGUUAAAGCGCAUCAUAAGGGACAUAAAAAGACUCCUGGUUCGAAUCGAGGAUGCCGUACCCCUCAUGAACCUGGCCAUCACUACAUCCGGCGCGAAACUGUCAACUAACCUACCUUCAACGGUUUCGCCAUCUAGGUUAUUGCAGGCCAGUACUUUCAUGACUGCUGGAGAUACACAAUAUUCUAUGUCUCCAUCGCAGGCAGUUCAAAUAGGUCCCACGCUUACAUUGUCCAUGUAUAUGCUUUUUGCCAGCCACCUUCGCCCACAUGACGAGGAAGGUACUCGCGAAGCAACAUGGAAGGAAGUCAUGCAUAAAGCUCGCUUGAAGCUUCGCCGAGUGCCUAUGAAUCUAGCGUUCAAUUUGGAAGGCCAGAAAGGACAACUACAUGCAGGAGCAAGAGUAGACGAGUUCGCAUACCAAAUGCUUAUAAUUGAAGAUCUGGAUGACGGGAGAGUUCAUACGUUCGAGGAUGGCGAACCCCAACCUCAUAGCUAUGAGGGUGUUAAAAGUGCUGGGAUUCGGGAAAUCCUACCUAUCCAUCAAAUCUCAAAGAUUUUUUACGCCGACACAGGGAGGAUUCUCAAUAUCAACACUGACGGCGAGACUAACAACCCGGUGUUGCUUCUGAAAAGAGAUAUCAACGCCAUACCUCCUCGUCGCAUGGUUGAACGAGACGAAGCAGAUUUCGAUUAUGAAGAAUCGGAUCAAGAAGAGGAAGUGGACGAAAUCCAAGCGCAGCUUGAUGCACAGUUGAAUGGAGAAGGUGCUACGACGAAUAACAUCAGCUUUGAUAGCUCAUCGAUUCCGGAGGAAUGGCGACUACCUCAAGGUCUCGACCCGGAGUGGAUAGCAUUUGAGGUUUAUAACGAAGACGAAUCGUCAGAUGCGGAGUCAGAGGCAGAAGCUCCCCCAUCACCUUCUGAUGAUCUUGAUCCGCAGAUGUUGGAAAAAUUGUCUCUUGAGCACAAUGAAAGAUCUUCUCCCUCCCGAGACAUCUCCCGACCUUCAUCCUCAUCGCAACAUCUUACCCCGACCACCGUUUCAAACCCCAUAUUCAACAAUAUACAAACCUCCCUAUCCCUCCUCGAGACCCUUCUUCGCCUGAUGUCUUUGCAACAAUUCCAACAACAAUCCCAUCUCUCCAUUAGUGACGAACUCUUGAAUUUCUUCUUGGAAGAAUCCUCAACCACCGGUGCUGGCGGCGAUGAGCAGCACCGCCAGCGCCUCCGUGCAGAUGCUAGACGCAAAGUCGGCUGGGAUCCAUAUGACGAAAGUCCAGUCAAGCGACGAGGCGAGGAUUACCAGUACAGAGGAACGCCUGUUGGGUAUCCUCGCGAUGUCGAUGACUAUCAAUAUUCGCCUAGCGACAGAUCUCGCGGAUAUCAAAUUCGUUCGCGCGAAAACACGCCUGAAACACCGCUACCAUCUCGUCGUUCUCCUUCUGUCCAGUCCGAUAUCAGGCGUCGGAACAUGUUCCGGGGCGUAUCGACUUUUACCGAUGAAGGGUCAAGGAGGGGAUCCCCGCUUUCUAAAAGACCUGCAACAUUACCGGACGAUAGAAAUACUGCAAAGCCAGGUGGCGAUGACGAAGCCGAUUCUGGUGCUGAGACGAAACCUGAAUAAGGAAAUUAUUGGUGCGCCAUAGGAUAUGCGAACCUGAAAGAUGAUGUAUAUGUAGUAAAGAUGAUCUGACGAAUCAAUUUUGGCAAGCAAAUAGAGAUGAUCCCAUGUAAAUAGGUCUAAAUACAAUCCAUAGAAUUCACAAAAUGAGACCAUAUUAAUUGAUAUCAAAACUAUCGCUGAAAAACAAAUACAUAGUAAGC